AUGUCAAUUUAGUAAUAAUCGUUAUCCUUAGAUUCUAUAAACCAUGACAUCUAUACCAGAUAUUUUUUAAGAAGUAAAAAGAAAAAGGAUAAUAAAUUUACUGAAGAUGAAUAAUCAAAAGUUAGUUUGUAAAAAUUUAGAUUGAUUAGGAAAAAAAAUGUAUCGAAAAGAAAAAUUUUAAGAGCUGAUUUUAUUUAAAGAGAAGUUGUGUUAAAUGACCAAAUAUUUUUAGGUACAGGAAUUUGCAUAUCAAAAGAAGGAAUUCUAAAAUUCUACUAUAGCAUUAAACAUUUCAGCUUUGGUUUUAACUAUUAUCAAAAUACGUAAAUAAAAUACCUUAAAGAAGAAUAGCUAAUAGAAAUAAACUUAUCAAUUUUAUAAAAAAAAUAGCUAACGCCUAUUGAUGAAGCUAUAAAAUAUGUAUCUAAAAUAAAUUCUCUUUAAAAUAAAGAGUGCAAAAAAGCGUUGAUUUAACUAAGAAGUUAUAAUAAAUAUGUUUAAUCUAUACUUGGGUCAAUUUAAAUAACUAAAUAAUUAAUUAAAGAAAAGGAUGAAGAAAUGGAAAGGUUUGUGGAAUUUUGUAUGAAACAGAUAUCUGAAUAUUCAAAGAAGUCAGAAAAUUAAAUAUUUCAAUUCACUAUAGGAAGGCUCAAUUAUGAGUUGGGAGAUAUUUAAAUUGUUAAAACUGGUUUUUCUCAAUCUUUUUUGAAUUUAAUUGGAAUUGACUUUUCUAAUCUGUGCAAUUUACUAUUAAGAUAAAAAGAAAUAGAUCUUAUGCUGAACAAAGAAGAUAUCAUGAAGUAUUCUAUUGAAGGACUACAUUUGAGGAUAUUGAAAUAGUUAGAAAUGGAGUAUUAAUGCUAUAUUUAAACUUUCGAUGGAUUUCCAAUUAAGGUAAGCAUUAAGAAAAAACAGAUACUUCCUUGCAAUGAAAUAGUAAAAAACUAAACAUGCUUGAUAUAAGAAUAUAUCUUUGAGAUAUCCGAAUUAGAUGUAGAUUUAAAAGAUUUAGAAAAUUUAAUAAAUUAUAGAGAAAAAAUAAUGAAUAAUGAUAAAAUGUCAUUUGAUUAAUUUAUUAAUAAGGAGUUGUCUAUUAUUCUUGAAGAUGUAGAGUAUUCUGUCCACUCAGAGUUAUUUAUGGAAAAAUAUUACAAAGAUAAUCUAAUGUACCUAAAUUCUUUAAAAAAUUAAUACAAAAACAUCAAAGCCAACAUUGAUAAAUCUAAGAUGUGUAAAUUUAAGCAAAUUUAUCCAUCUGACGAGACAAAAAAAUCAGAAAUAAUUAAUUCUAUCUUUUGA
Messenger RNA from Tetrahymena thermophila SB210, 1299 nucleotides. RefSeq lists its product as hypothetical. Lineage: Eukaryota; Ciliophora; Oligohymenophorea; Hymenostomatida; Tetrahymenidae. The transcript has a single exon. The record is from RefSeq and is a predicted model, not a curated record.